AUGAAAGAAACUUCAAAUGAUUACAUUGAUGAUGUGCAAAAGCAAAAGUUUAUCAAUAAACUAUCCUCGCAAAAAAAAGAAAGAGAAGAAGCUUGGUGGAUAAAUGGUGCUUUCGUUAUCGUUGUGCACAUCAUUUCACUCAUUGCACUUUUAACAUAUACACCACCUUUAAAAACAUGGAUUAUGAUGUUUAUGUUUUGUCAGUUAGGAAUGCUCGGAAUUACGAUCGGAUAUCAUCGAUUAUGGAGUCAUCGAGCAUUUGAAGCAAGGUUUCCUUUGAGAAUCAUUUUGGGAUUUAUGGGUACUCUUGGAUUCCAAGGGUCUAUCAAGUGGUGGGUUCUUCGUCACAGACUACAUCACAGAUGGACGGAUACGGAACAUGAUCCUUAUUCAGCUGCAAAAGGGUUUUGGUUUUCUCAUAUGGGCUGGAUUUUCAAGAAACCUUAUUAUCCACGAAUGGAACUGAUCGAUUCAUCGGAUCUCAAUGCAGAUCCCAUAGUUAAAUUUCAACAUAAAAACUAUGUUCCUUUAACGUUGGCUUGCGGAUUAUUACUUCCCACCUUGAUCGGUUCAUUCAUGGGAGAUACCCUCGGCGGAUUGUUAUAUGGAGGUUUCCUAAGUCGUAUAAUCAUUUGGCAUUCAACUUUUUGUAUUAAUAGUUUUGCGCAUUGGGCCGGUGAUCAACUUUAUUCCAACGAAGUUUCAGCACGUGGAAAUUUAUUUCUUGCUCUAUUGACCAACGGUGAAGGUUAUCACAAUUAUCAUCAUGAAUUCCCCAAAGACUUUCGAAACGGAUAUCGAUUAUUUGACUGGGACCCAACAAAAUGGAUAAUCUAUGUCAUACAUCUCUUUACAAAUCAAAUUCCGAGCUUAAUUCGUGCUCCUGAUAAUGAAGUGCGCAAAGCAAUGCUCAACAUGGAAUUGAUUAAAUUACAACAGAAUCGCGAGCAAUGCAACUGGGGUGUCGAUCCUUCCACUUUACCGGUUAUGACUUACAAACAGUAUAAAGAGAAACAAAACCGGGAAAGAAAAGAAUGGGUAUUAGUUGGUGAAUUUGUAUUGGACGUUUCAAAAUUUAAAGAUGCACAUCCUGGUGGUGCAAAGGUUUUAAGAAAUUAUUAUGGAAAAGAUUCAACUAAAGCGUUUUAUGGUGGUUUAAACAUUCACACAAAAGCCGCUAAAACCAUGACAGCCAUGUACAGAGUGGCAAGAGUUGAAAAGAACGAAAAAGAGGAAUAA
Molecule: messenger RNA, 1239 nt
Organism: Funneliformis mosseae
Lineage: Eukaryota; Fungi; Glomeromycota; Glomeromycetes; Glomerales; Glomeraceae
Source: the annotation of a GenBank genome assembly